This is a messenger RNA of Euleptes europaea (tarantolino), 1637 nucleotides long. It is a transcript of the gene SPIN1, whose product is annotated as spindlin 1. The transcript has 6 exons. Gene Ontology annotation, biological process: gamete generation. NCBI's taxonomy places the organism in Eukaryota, Metazoa, Chordata, Lepidosauria, Squamata, Sphaerodactylidae. The record is from RefSeq and is a predicted model, not a curated record. Bases 290 to 1003 code for a protein of 237 amino acids.
UUAUUCCAAGGUUGAGGAUCUUCAUAAUCUCCCAAGAACUGGAUUUUCACCCUAGUUUAGCAGCUUUGCUGCUCACUUAAAUCCAGAUGAAUGAAGACCCCAUUUGGAAAGGCGCCAGGUCAGCGAUCCAGAGCUGAUGCAGGGUGUGUCCCCCAUUAUAUGGGCCCUUUCAAUGCAUAGUGGAUCCAGCAUGUCGUUUUUGCUGCCAAACUAAUUGUAUUGCAACAUUGGAAAUCAUCUCUACGUAAUUGGCUUUCCUUACCUCUGGCAUGCAGGUGUAUCUGCCAGCAUGAUGAAGAAAAGAGCCUCCCACAAGAAGCAUCGAAACAACAUGGGACCAAGCAAACCCAUUUCUCAACCCAGAAGAAAUAUUGUAGGCUGCAGAAUACAGCAUGGAUGGAAAGAAGGGAGUGGACCUGUGACACAGUGGAAAGGCACGGUCCUAGAUCAGGUUCCUGUAAAUCCUUCCCUCUACCUUAUUAAAUAUGAUGGAUUUGAUUGUGUCUAUGGACUAGAGCUGCACAAAGAUGAGAGAGUUUCCGCACUUGAAGUUCUUCCAGACAGAGUUGCUUCAUCUCGAAUCAGUGAUGCCCACCUGGCAGACACAAUGAUUGGAAAAGCAGUGGAACAUAUGUUUGAGACAGAAGAUGGCUCAAAAGAUGAAUGGAGGGGAAUGGUGUUGGCUCGAGCACCUAUAAUGAACACAUGGUUUUAUAUUACUUAUGAGAAGGAUCCUGUCUUGUACAUGUACCAGCUCUUAGAUGAUUAUAAAGAAGGAGACCUCCGCAUUAUGCCUGAUUCCAAUGAUUCACCUCCAGCAGAACGGGAACCAGGUGAAGUUGUGGAUAGUCUAGUGGGGAAACAAGUGGAAUAUGCCAAAGAAGAUGGCUCAAAAAGGACUGGCAUGGUCAUUCAUCAAGUUGAAGCCAAACCCUCUGUCUAUUUCAUCAAAUUUGAUGAUGAUUUCCAUAUUUAUGUCUAUGAUUUAGUGAAGACAUCCUAGACACCACCAUGCAAACUUUUGCCAAACUUGUGGAACUUCAGUGUAAAAUUUGUAGACACAAAGACUUAACUGCUUUCUAGUUUCUUUGAAAGCUUAAAUGUCCCUGCGAGCCCACAAUCUCUGCCAGGAAAACUAUUCCAUUGUCAACUUUACAAAUAGACUUAUGUGAACAUGAUACAGUUUUGUGUAAGGGAACUCCUUUUCUUGACGGAAGUCUUCUGAAGGGGGUAUGUGGAUGAAGUUAGAGAAAACAGCAGCUGCAGAUUCAAGCUGUGUAAAAGUGGCUCUAGCAAUGUAAUCAUUAUAUCUGAUUUUUGAUUUUUUUUUAAACUGUAACUUUCCCUCAGCUUCUCACUUAGCUGUUCAACCAUAUGCAAGUGUAGCUUGAUAUUAUGUUCCUUCCAUGUAUGUAACAUUAAAUUUUCUUGUCUGGCAGUCCUUGUUUCUGGGGGUUGGGCAAUGACGACUAUAAAAUGUUAUAAAGCAGUGUUAAGGAGUGCCUAACCUAAUUAACAUCAGUGUACUGUGAUCAGCUUAACUGUUGAGCUACUAUUAUGUGAGAGUCUUAUGCAUUUUAGUUGGAGGAAAGUAGACCAUAACAUACAUGUAAAACGAUGAGAAAACAGAUAGUUUC